Bactrocera latifrons is the source of this 1239-nucleotide messenger RNA. RefSeq lists its product as uncharacterized. Bases 249 to 914 code for a protein of 221 amino acids. The record is from RefSeq and is a predicted model, not a curated record. The transcript is spliced from 5 exons. Lineage: Eukaryota; Metazoa; Arthropoda; Insecta; Diptera; Tephritidae.
CGAGGAUGAGCUCAUUUUCCCGGAGUGGUUGAACGAGGCGUUUUUCGAAAACAUUUUGAAAAACGUCGAAACUGAAGACACAAAGCUCACGCAUUUAGAGAUGACACCGGGAACACAAUUGGGUCCCGCCAUCCUGAUUUGGAUGAAGUGAGACUACUUUGCUUAAACUGGCAAAAUUGCAUGCGGUCAGUUACAAAUUGAGCAAAGAGGAGGGAGACAAUCUCAUAACCUCCCUAGACAAGGGUUCAAUGAACACUACUGACCCCAACACCUUUCCAUUCAUUAAGAAUGGAAUUAAAUUGUUCAAAGAAGUUCUAAGCGUACACGAUGACUUGAAACAAUUUGUGCCACAUAUUGAGUCAGUCGAAUAUUUACUAUUGGCAAAAACCAUCGACAUGUUUAACGAAGCCAGCAGUGGUAAACGAAAUGGAAUUUUCGUGCUCAAUCAUGGUGACUUUCAUUUGAAAAACAUAAUGAUCCAAAGGAAUGAUGGCAGGCUGACAGAUGUUAUGUUGCUUGAUUAUCAGAUCAGCAUAUUUGGGUCGCCUGCGAUUGAUCUUCACUAUGCGUUCGCAAUGAUGUUUAGCCCCGAAAUCCGACGUAACCAUUAUGAUGAGCUCCUCUAUUUCUAUAUCACGAAUUUUCAGGACACGCUGCGCAAAACGGAAUACAAAGGCCACAUACCGGGAAAUUUUGAAAUUCGUCAGGAAUUAACAAAGCAUAGAUUUUGGGGGCUUUUUAUAUUCCUUUGCUUCCUAAUAUUCAACUAUACAUUUAUCGAUGAGGAUGGGAACCUUGCAGAGGUGAUCGAAAAUCCACAGGCACAAAAAAAAGAAUUGGAAAACCCGAAAUUCCUGAAUGAAUUACGAGAACUAUUGCCAAAAUUUUUACAUAAUGGUUAUUUUGAAAUAUAAUAACUGUUAAAAUAUCAACUAAAUUAAAAAACGGAUAUUGGCUACCAUGGCGAUAUUUGUAAUUAUAUUUGUUUUCGCAUUUUUUAACGAUAAUGUGCCUGGGCUGCUAGAUAUCCGCAAAUAUGGCACAAAGCAACUCAAGCUGUUUUCAGCGUAACAAGAGUACCUUUUUUUAUUAUUGUCCGGUUAUAUUAGUAAUUAUUUUUAUAUUUUUAGUUUAAUGUACUAGAAAAGUGUGCUGUAUCUCUUUAAGCCAUGUUUGUUACACUGUGGAAAAUUUUUGGGAUUAUUGUCUGGGGGGUGAGAAAUUCCAAGUCAGGGUGAU